This is a messenger RNA of Oncorhynchus gorbuscha (pink salmon), 875 nucleotides long. RefSeq names its product SAP domain-containing ribonucleoprotein-like. Gene Ontology annotation, biological process: poly(A)+ mRNA export from nucleus. The record is from RefSeq and is a predicted model, not a curated record. Gene Ontology annotation, cellular component: nucleus. Lineage: Eukaryota; Metazoa; Chordata; Actinopteri; Salmoniformes; Salmonidae. Bases 81 to 719 code for a protein of 212 amino acids. The transcript is spliced from 11 exons.
CGGUCGUUUUGUUACGCCUUUCAGCAAAGCGCACUACCGCAUUGGAUAUUUUGUUUCCGCUCUUACCCGAUACAAACAAGAUGGCCGACGUUGUUGAAAUCCAUAAAUUGAAGUUGGCUGAGCUCAAGCAGGAAUGUGCUGUGAGGGGAUUGGAGGUGAAAGGAAACAAAGGUGACCUUAUUGGACGGUUGCAGGCAUACCUUGAGGAGCAUGAAGAUGAGGUGAAUGAAGAGGAGGUCUUGGGAGAGUUAGAGGACGAGCCUAAAGAGGAGGAAAUCAAUGAAAGACCUGCAGAAGAGGCAGCAGGAGAGACAGCUGUGCCUGAAAAGGAUGCUGAGAAGAAAGUUGUGAAAAUCACUGCCCCAGCAGCUGCAGGGGAGAAGCUGCAAAAGAGGGCGGAGCGUUUCAACCUGCCUGCCACUGCUGAUAGUAAGAAAGAGGCCCGCGCUGCCAGGUUCGGUUUACCAGCUCCAACGCCGGCUUCCACACCAGGUGCACCAGUUGCGAAUAGCAAACCAACUGUCAGCGUUGAGGUCCUGAAGAAGCGGGCAGAGCGCUUUGGCAUGAAUGUCUCCCCUGUUGCCAAAACGGUUGAAGUUGACGAGAAACUGAAAAAGAGGAAGGAGAGGUUUGGGAUUCUCACCGCUGCUGCUGCAGUUGGGGCUGAAGAUAGUGAGGCAAAGAAGAGGAAACGUGCAGAGCGAUUUGGAAAUAAUUGAUUCAACAAUUUUUUACUUUUUUUUAACAUGUCAUUGUAUUUUUUAAACUUGUAUCUCUUGUUUUACAGUGGUAAAAUUACCAACCUAUGCUGUUUAGUAAGAACAAAUAUUUACAGUAUGUAAAAGUUUGGACAAUAAAGAUAUUUUCCAAUUUCC